This is a messenger RNA of Moneuplotes crassus, 1197 nucleotides long. Lineage: Eukaryota; Ciliophora; Spirotrichea; Euplotida; Euplotidae. The record is from the annotation of a GenBank genome assembly.
UUUUAAUAUCACUAAUGUCGUAUAUUUUGGAAAUUGAUCGCAGAAGAGAGCUCAUCGCUGCCCUCCAGAUUGAUCCCAACAUGCUUAAUGAUAUUGAUAGAGAUAACAAUAAUGGAGAUAAUGACAGUUCUUUAGAUUACAAUUUCAAUCCAUUUGAUAACAAAGACUUUAUCCUCAUGAUUCUCGAGUUCUGCAGUCCCGAGGUGUUGCAUAAGCUUUACAGAGCCAGCAAGUACAUCCGCAAAGUCAUCGCCUCCAACAAAGACUACCUAAUCGCCAUCUCCGAAUACAAGUACACAGUGGUUUCAAGCAAGUUCGAGUACUUAAUAAAGGCAUACAAGGCGAGAGAAGACUCGAUCCUUGCGUUUCAGAUGGGAGUGAACAAGGCCAUUCAUCAGGAAGAUGAGGACGAAGAACACAAUGCCAGUCUUGGGACAUUGUCAAUGGGAAGCAACUACAUAAACUACAAACUUAACAAGGCUAAGAGCCUAUAUGCCUUCCCUAUUGUCCGUCCAAAUACCGCCUCUCACCAAAACCAAGAAGAGACAAAGCUACCUCGCCAAGAUGUCCCUACCCAGAGCUUUCAGAAUAAUUCAAAUUCUAGAAAUUCCCCAAGAAGCAGUCAAAAUAGGCAACUCUCUCAAGAAGAGUACCUAGACGAUGUUUUUGAGCGACAGAAAUUGGCAUCUUUACAAAACCUAAUGGAGAUCCAGAAAAAGGCUGAACAAGAAUUCCCCGUCUACUCUGAAAGACAAAGGAAGAAAUCCAGAAGAGUCAAGCGAAAGAAGAGCUUAAAUGCAGAUUCUCUUGAAAGAGAGUACCAAAUCAUCCAGUAUAAAAGACAACGUUUGAUUAAUAAGAGAAAAGAGGAGCUCAACCAGAAGUCCUUGGAUUUAAUAAAGGCUCACGAAGUUGAUAUCCGAGGUAUAGACUUCAUGAGGAUCUGAGAUGACAAAGACACCUCUAUACCUGAAGUUAUAGACGCCUUUUAUUCUUACAAAAAGAUCAGGUAUCAAAAGAGAUUCCAGAAUAUGGUAAAUAUUGCUAAAGGGAAGGAUCCUGUUGCUUUCAUUGGCAAUGAUGAGUACAUUCCAUUCCACCUGAUAUCAUCAAUUGGCAAGAAGCUGUUCACUCAUCCUUUUGGAGGCAAUAACGGAAUGGGAAAGUAAUUCAAAAUAAUUAUGUAAGAUCUAGUUC